AUGGGCAAAGGCAAAGCAAUAAUUGCCGGUUCUUCACUCAUUCUCGUGGUAGUCGUUGUGGUCGGUUUGGUGGUCGGAAUAAACCGUGCUAGCCGCAGCUCCAAUAAUGAAGGCAGCAUCGACGUCAACUUGUUGACGAGGGUGAAGAGUGUUAAGAUCGUCUGUGAAGCCACGAGCUACAAGGAUGUUUGCAUGCACACCUUUAGAGAGGUUUCACAAAAUGAAACUGUUUAUCCCAAGGACUUCAUCAAGAUUGCAGUUUCUGCCACCCUGGAUGCGGUGCGAACUGCUAUGGAUAAAUCAAGUGUCCUUGAGAAGGAUAACAAAAUAAACACCUUCGAGAAGAAAGGUUCAUUUAAAAUCUGUAAGGAAUUGAUACAAACCUCCAUCGAUGAGCUCCAAGAGUCGAUCUCAGUGGUAGAUGAAAAUGAUUUGAAGACAAUAGUGAACGAUCGCGUACCGGAUCUCGCGAACUGGUUGAGCGCCGUGGUCUUUUACCACGAGACUUGCCGGGAUACAAUUGGUAAUCCAGAGCUGAAAUCGACCAUGACAAAUGUGCUCCACAAUUCCACCCAGCUCACAAGUAAUGCGCUUGCCAUCAUUGUGAAGUUCUCCCAAAUCCUUGCUGCCUUGAACAUACCUCUCGACAUAGUAAUCCCCAAGUCACGACGGCUCUUGGAGGCGGAGGAGGCCACUCAAGUUGACAGCCAAGGUUACCCUACGUGGUUAAAGGCACCAGACCGCAAACUCCUGGCCGCCAAAGGCCCACCAACGCACAACGCAGUGGUCGCUAAGGAUGGGAGCGGCCAGUUCAGGACAAUCACCGCAGCUCUAGCCGCCCGCCCUAAACACAACAAAGAUAGGUACGUUAUCUACGUUAAGGCCGGCAUCUACGACGAGCACAUCAUCGUUCACCAGGUUAAUGUCUUCAUGUACGGAGAUGGCCCCAAGAAAACCAUCGUCACAGGAAACAAUAGCGUAAUGAGCCUAUCCAAUACGAAGGUGAAGACGGGCAUCGACACGCAGGACACAGCCUCCUUCUCGGCCAUAGGAACUGGGUUUAUAGCCAAAUCAAUGGGAUUCAGAAACACAGCGGGCUCAAUAGGAGAACAGGCCGUGGCUCUCCGAGUCCGAUCCGACAAGUCGGCCUUCUUCAACUGCAGGAUAGAGGGGUACCAAGACACAUUGUACGCAGAGACACAUCGUCAGUUCUACCGCAACUGUUACAUCUAUGGUACCGUGGACUUCAUAUUUGGUGACUCUGCGACGUUGAUCCAAAACUCUCAGAUAAUUGUCAGGAAACCUAGCGUAGGUAAUAAGAAUAUAGUGACUGCACAAGGGAGGACCGACAGGAAUGAACCGAGAGGUGUGGUGAUCCAGAACUGCAGCAUCGUGCCCGAUAAGAAGCUACGCCCCUCAAAGUUUACGUACCUCACAUACUUGGGCCGCCCAUGGAAGGACUUUUCAACGACGGUGAUCAUGGAGUCCUCACUUGAUGACUUCAUCCAGAAGGAAGGAUGGUUGGACUGGAACGGAAAUACCACCAGACAAAACACGGUUUACUACGCUGAGUACGCCAACAGUGGUGGUGGUGCCAAGACUGACGGGAGGGUCCGAUGGAAGGGCUUCCAUCUCAUUGACAAAAGAGAGGCUGCUCAGUGGACUGCCCAACAUUUCCUCACAAAUGGAUCUUCUAAGGCUUACCAUUGGUUGAAGAACACUGGUGUACCUUUUAACAUUGGCUUCACACGUUAA
Telopea speciosissima is the source of this 1755-nucleotide messenger RNA. RefSeq names its product pectinesterase-like. Gene Ontology annotation, molecular function: pectinesterase inhibitor activity; pectinesterase activity. Gene Ontology annotation, biological process: cell wall modification. Lineage: Eukaryota; Viridiplantae; Streptophyta; Magnoliopsida; Proteales; Proteaceae. The transcript is spliced from 2 exons. The coding region runs from base 1 to 1755 and encodes 584 amino acids. The record is from RefSeq and is a predicted model, not a curated record.